CAUCGCCAGAUCUCACGGCCAUUGAUCAAGUCGAAAUGGAGUACGAUACCAAGACGCCAAAGGCAGUCACCAACGACCCCAAGUCCUUUGCCAGCGACUCGGUUCGCAUGCGAUGGCCCAUCAUCCUCACUAGUGCUGUGGAUGACGUCUACAAGGCCAUUUCUGCCACGGAUGACCCCGAGAAGCAAGCUGAGGGCAAGAAGAUUGUCGAGCAGCUGGGCAACCUCAAGUAUGAGAUGCUGCACGACCGACAGCUCACUCCUCUAGUCGAAGACGGAUUCUCAGAUGAGACGGCCGCCUACAACAAGGAGCUGGAGCAACUGGGCAACCCAACCUGGUUCCAAGUCCCUUGGCUGUUCUCCGAGUGCUACAUGUACCGACGUGUCAACACCUUCUUCACCACGACCCAGCACUGGAAAAACUACGACCUCUUUGCCCGCCAGAAGAUCGACACCUUCCGAACUUCUCGCAAUGGCGUCGUGGAGCUUGCUGCCAGAUAUGCAGACAUCGUUUCAAAAAUCCGUGCUGACAAGAACAUUACCCAUGACGCUGAGGCUGAAAAGAUUCUCUUCAUAGAGAUGUGCGAGGUCUGCCUGUGGGGUAAUGCGACCGAUUUGUCGCUGCUCACCACCAUGACCUACGAGGAUAUCCAGAGGCUGCAGGGCAGCGAAGCUAGAAAGGCAGCAGAGCAGCAUAUCCUUGUCAACAAAAUCCCCCAAGCUUAUGAUCUGCUCAAGAAGGCUCAGGCCGAGGGCAAGAAGGAGCGUCGCGUAGACUUUGUUCUGGACAACUCCGGCUUCGAGCUCUACGUCGAUCUGGUGCUGGCCGGUUAUCUUCUCAACACUGGCCUUGCCACUCACGUUGUGCUUCGCCCCAAGUCAAUCCCCUGGUUCGUCUCUGACGUUCUCCCCGCAGACUUUGCGGCCCUCCUCAGUGCUCUCGCCAGCCCUAAGCAGUUCUUCGAAGCUCCGACGGAGGAGGAGAAGGUCUCUGACAAGACUCCCGUGCCUCUGUCAGAGAAGGAGAUUCAGAAUCUUCUCUUCGUCUUCCAGGACUGGGCGAACUGGCAUGCUGAGGGCCAGUUGACCAUCCGACCCAACAGAUACUGGACCUCUGGCGCUUCUUUCUGGCGACUUCCCCAUGAGGCCCCUGAGCUGCACGAAGAUCUGAAGCAGGCCGAGCUUGUCAUUUUCAAGGGUGACUUGAACUACCGGAAGCUGACUGCUGAUGCUUGCUGGGACCCUACCACUCCUUUUACAGAGGCCCUCGGUCCCUUGGGUGCUGGCUCUGGCGUCAACGUCAUGUCUCUGCGAACCUGCAAGGCUGACGUUGUUGUCGAUCUUCCCGCUGGUAAGGAUGAAGAGCUGAGAGCCCUUGAGGGCGGCGGCGGCGAUAGUGGUGCCAGAAAAUGGGCUUGGAGUGGCAAGUGGGCGGUUGUGUCUUUGUCUGAGGGCAAAUAAAAUAGGAAUGAUCAUAGCGAUGUUUUUUCAAAGAAUUUCUUAAAAACAAAAAACUGGAAAGAUGGACUCAUAGAUGUAUAGAGAAUAUAGCGUUCAAGAAUGAGGAAAAGUUAGAUUACUU
This is a messenger RNA of Trichoderma virens Gv29-8, 1581 nucleotides long. RefSeq lists its product as uncharacterized. Gene Ontology annotation, molecular function: phosphatase activity. The coding region runs from base 36 to 1460 and encodes 474 amino acids. The transcript is spliced from 6 exons. Gene Ontology annotation, biological process: DNA damage response. Lineage: Eukaryota; Fungi; Ascomycota; Sordariomycetes; Hypocreales; Hypocreaceae. The record is from RefSeq and is a predicted model, not a curated record. Gene Ontology annotation, cellular component: cytoplasm; nucleus.